This is a messenger RNA of Xenia sp. Carnegie-2017, 3234 nucleotides long. RefSeq lists its product as uncharacterized. The record is from RefSeq and is a predicted model, not a curated record. Bases 791 to 2461 code for a protein of 556 amino acids. The transcript has 12 exons. Lineage: Eukaryota; Metazoa; Cnidaria; Anthozoa; Malacalcyonacea; Xeniidae.
UCCUUAGUAGUGAAUGUAUUUUAUAAUGUUAUAUUCAUAUAUAUUUGUUUGUUCAUCGGUACCCUCAUUAUCGUGCAAAUGGAUUUGUCUGGUUGUUUGGCUGUUCAUGUGAUCGAUUGCGACUGGAAUUUGUGCAGGCCCUUAGCUCAAAUACUAAUUUAAGUACUGAUAAAGUGUAAGCUAUCCAAAAUGCUUACAUAUAUUGGCAAUGGAAAGAUUUUUGGAGACUUAUGAUAAAAAUUUGGGAAUAACCUCACAAGAAUCAAGUUUUUUGAAGAGUAUGCUAUUGUUCUCAAAAUGCAGAAUAAAUUGUGGAAAAAUCAGGAACAUCUGACACAGUAGAUCAUUCAUACUGUGGAAUGUUUCCCUAAAGAGGUUUUUACUUGCAGUCAUUGAUUAAAUUAUAAUAUGUUCUACGAUAGCUCCUUUCAUGUUACAGGACUUGUUUAAAGCCGUUAGUGGUGGUCCCCACUGGAUUGCUGUAAAAGCAGUCAUUCGCGAAUGGGGCGUGUGCACAUUUACUUAUUCUAAAGUAGCACUACCUCAAGCAGAGCUAAGAUGUUCUAAUUGUUCAUCUUACCUCUGCAUUCAUGUUACAACUCUUGGGAAGGCGCUGGAAAUCGUACAAGAUGAUGACGACUCGCAGCUAGCAUAUUUUAAGUUAGCUUUCGAAACCUCACCUGAAAUGAGAAAUUACUACGAGUUGGCAACUCGUAGUGAAAAAUAAGUUAAAUUAUUUGAAAUAGGUUGUGAUGAGAAUGAUGCCAAUCAUUUUGCUAAGCUUCUGGCUAUGAACUGGUCAAAGAUAUUCGUACCUAGUGCUUGUGGUACUUGCUCUUGUGGUGCUGCUUGGGAUAAGUGUGAUGUAUCAGAUGACUGGCUGGAUGUGGAAGGCUGUCAUGUGGCGUAUCUUUAUGAUUUCCGCUGUGUGAAUGUGUAUUAUCGACCGUGUUCUACAUGCACAAACAAGAAGCGGUACGAUGGUAUGGAGAACAACGUCUUGUGGUUUGGAUCAUUUUCCAUUUCGCAUGCAGUCCUCAAAGAUUAUAUAAGGCAUUUUUUGGUUUCAAGCCUGCCCAUGUAUAAAUAUUACGUGACGUACGUCCAAAGACAAGUUAUGUCAGGAAAUUUGAAUUUUUCUGGCAUUAUAACUUACACCAAGUUUCGUCUGGCAGUUACUGCAAUGAUUAGAUUACUUGACAUUGACUUUGUUGACGCUUUUCAUUGUAACAUAUGUGGAAAACAUACGAAAAAAGUUGUUAUGGACGGUACGGCACUUGGUAUCCAAAAAACCUUCUUGCCUCGUAAGGUAGCUCCCCCAGAAGGCCCUACGAUGGAUGGAAGUAGGUUCGAAACGCAAAACUUCCUCAAUCGGAAGAGGCAGAGAGAGUUGUUGAAGAAAUUUAUAAAGAACCAAAUUACAGAAGACGAACUCGUGGAAUUAACCUCGGAAAUUUCAUCUCCUGGCCUAAAAGUGCUAAUCGUAUCCCUUAGAGAGGAACAUUUUGGUGUCACGUUUCCAGAACCUUGCAUAAGACUUCUCAAAGCACUUGCGUCAGAUAAACCUGUUUGUGCAAUUGUACCUGCUGUGAGAGAGGUGAAGGAUUUUUUGAUCAGAAUUGUCAACGGAGCAAAUCCAAAGGACAAUCCAUUGUCUGAUUUACAACUUUUGCACGAACAGGUCCCCCUCUUGUUUUGUCUUUGCAAUCAUUUUGCAGAGCUGCCAAACCCCAUACGUGUUUUGUGUGGGGAAAUGGUCGCCAAAGCGUCCAGUCCCUUUACUGACCAAAACGGGUGUGAGCGUUUGCCCCACAACCUUCGUCAAGUUCAGUGUGAUGGUCAGUUAGGUUUUUUUCCAUCUUUGCCUUCUCUUGUUGAACGUGGGCACUAUGUUCUUGACACAAAAAGAGCUGGUCAUUUAGAUGAUUGUGCCAAAGGCGUUCGUUCAAAGAAGAAGCAUGGGUCUUUAAUUCCUGGGAUAUUCCUUAUUUUAUGUCCGCACGGUAUUUAUUACGGCUUUCAAGUGAUGCCCGAUCAUGAAUCACCCAAUGUUCCUUUUACCAUUUUAAGAACUCGAUUUUCUGAAGCUCCUGAACUAGUGAUCUAUGACAACGCGUGCAAACUACACGAGUACUGCCUUAACCGCAAUCCGGCUUUUUUAAAAAAAUCCAAAUUCAUCGUCGACAAGUUUCAUUGGAGAAACCAUUCUGGUUGCUCUGAGGGAUAUGAUAUUAAUAGAUAUCCCAUUUUAAAAACGCACAACAGCCAAGCUGCAGAGCAGUGUAACUCUGUAUUGAAGCCAAUUGCGUCAAUGGUUUCAUACAUGGAAUAUGACAACUUUUUGCUAUUUUCGAAAUUGUAUAUUUGGUACAGAAACAUGUUGCGCAUAAUAAAAUGCAAUCCUGGACGGGAUGUUCCAGAGAGGGAAACGUUUCUUCCAAUCAGCAAUAUUAUCAAAUAAGUAGUAUUUGAAAACCAGUAUUAUUUAAUUGGGAACCAUGUUGAAACGAAAUGCUAACACCUUGGAAUAAACAAAAAAAGUCUAAGUAACAGUUGAAAUAUUCUUCUAAAUUCAUCAUUUUUAAAGAAAAUACGUCAUAUUUAUGACAUGUCUGCGUAACGUAUAGCUGUAACAUUUUGUCCUCAAACAGCUUCAUAUUUUUCGCAUUUAUAGCAUAAUGAGAAAUUUUGGAUAUGAAAAUGAAUGAAAUCAAUUUUAAAAUGUUGAAAUCAUAACUCGCACGAUAUUAUAGCUUUUCAACGUCAAUGGAUAAUGCUGGUACUCAUUAGUUAUUAAGUAUAUAUAUUUACUCCACGAUUCUUGCACCUCAUGACACAAUCAGAGUUUAUAUGAAGAAGUAAUUGAACAAAUGUGCCGAGCAUUGACCAUUUAUAUAACGCCUGUUUUUCAUUGUGUGUAAACAGGUCGACUGUUUGUUACAGGGACUGAAGAAGCUUUUUUAGCUGAGUACGUCUUCCCUCACUGUUUAUAUUUUCUAUCGAUGAGUUGAUGCAUCCCUAAAAUAUGAUAAAAUUAUCUGUUAUAUGUCACAUACUGGAAUAUGUUGCUUUUAAAUUAUUUGCGUAUUUUGCGACAGCAAAUGUCUACAUAACAAAAUACCUCCUUUAUUAUUACUCUUGCAAACUCUAACAAAUAUACGCCGCAAUCGUGACCAUUUUUUUGCCUUGCAACCUGAAUGGUGAUUAAAUAACAACGUUUGUGACAUAUCCAUA